This is a messenger RNA of Centruroides sculpturatus (bark scorpion), 1527 nucleotides long. Its product is annotated as gamma-aminobutyric acid receptor alpha-like. Lineage: Eukaryota; Metazoa; Arthropoda; Arachnida; Scorpiones; Buthidae. The record is from RefSeq and is a predicted model, not a curated record. Gene Ontology annotation, molecular function: extracellular ligand-gated monoatomic ion channel activity; neurotransmitter receptor activity; GABA-A receptor activity. Bases 64 to 1527 code for a protein of 487 amino acids. Gene Ontology annotation, biological process: monoatomic ion transmembrane transport; signal transduction; regulation of membrane potential. Gene Ontology annotation, cellular component: membrane; synapse; neuron projection. The transcript is spliced from 9 exons.
ACCAACUACAAAUGUUUAUAUUAUUUAUCUUUCAGAUAUUUUUCUGUCGUUCCUAUUGGAAAUAUGACUUGUAUAUCUUCAAUAUUAUUUUUUCUAAUCUUUAUAUUUCCCACUGUUUUAAUGGAUUGGCCUGUAUCAAUGAAAAGGACAACGAAUAUACAAGUAACAAGUAAAGAAGAAUACAAGAAACAAUAUUCUGACGCUUUAAAAUUUAGUAAAAACAUGAGUAUUGUUUUAGAAAACCUGUUACGUGACUACGAUAGCAAUCAAAGACCUGGAUAUGGAGGAGCGCCAACUGUCGUUACUACCAACUUUUUGAUAAGGAGCAUGGGGCCCAUUUCCGAAGUGGACAUGGAGUAUUCUAUGGACUGUUAUUUUCGUCAGAAAUGGACGGAUAGAAGAUUACGUUUCGAUGGCCCUAUAAAAAAUUUGAGUUUAAAUAUAAAAAUGUUGGAUCGAAUUUGGAAACCCGAUACGUAUUUUCAUAAUGGGAAAGGUUCCUAUUUACAUACGAUAACUCGACCAAAUAAACUCUUAAGAAUCUUCCAAAAUGGCGAAGUUUUGUACUCGAUGAGACUUACAGUAAAAGCAACUUGCCCAAUGCAACUGCAGAAUUUCCCUAUGGAUAGACAAUUUUGUCCCCUAAUUUUUGGGAGUUAUGGUUAUACUGUAAAACACUUAAUAUAUCGCUGGGAAACGAAAAGUGCCAUCACGUUUGAAGAAGGUUUGGUCCUUUCUCAGUACGACCUUAUCGAUUACCCACACAGAAACGUAACAGUUACAUUCAAUAGAGGCGAAUUUUCUGUACUUAAAGCUAACUUUAACUUAAGGAGACGAAUGGGUUAUUUUCUUAUACAAGUUUACGUGCCAUGCACACUGAUAGUCGUACUAUCGUGGGUGUCUUUUUGGAUUAAUAGAGAAGCUACAUCGGAUAGAAUUGGAUUAGGUAUCACGACAGUGUUGACACUGUCUACUUUCGGUUUGGAUACAAGGACCGAUUUGCCAAAAGUACCUUAUCCGACAGCGCUAGAUUGGUUCGUUAUCAUGAGUUUUAUGUUUGUUAUAGCAACAUUACUAGAAUUUGCGGGUGUACAUUACUUUACAAAGGUUGGAAGCGGUGAAUUUCCUAUCGCAGACAGCUCGGAUAACGAAGAGAAGAUAACAAUGAUGAACACGAACACCCCUACAAGGCACUACUGUCCUACAAUUUAUGGCUAUCAGACUGAUCACAAAUGCCCCAAGUAUCCACGUUACACGGCUAAAUUGUCAUACUUCAAUCGAUAUUCUAGAAAUUGCUGUUAUCAGUUCUGGAAUUGUAUAUUGGGGAGUGAAACAUACAGAGCAGAGAUGCUGAGUAGAGUCCAAGGAAAGGAUGCUAUCAAUAGUGUUAGCAAAAUUGAUCAGAUAUCACGUAUCUUGUUUCCAUUAUCCUUUGUUUUAUUGAAUAUCUUCUAUUGGUUAUUUUAUACAAGUGAAACUUAUUCCUCCAAUAGAACUAAUAGAGAACUUCAUUCUAUAAGCAGCUAA